This is a messenger RNA of Penicillium olsonii, 1314 nucleotides long. The record is from the annotation of a GenBank genome assembly. Lineage: Eukaryota; Fungi; Ascomycota; Eurotiomycetes; Eurotiales; Aspergillaceae.
AUGCCAUCAGACAAUUCACACUCUUUGCUUCCUCGUUCGGAUUCUCGGAAUCCCGCAACAACAUGUAGAGGAACCACGGCGCAAGGCCGCCCUUGCCGUCGCGCCUUGGCGUCCCCUCAACCAUCACCUGCUUCCACUCCUGGAAAGAGGAACUCUCGGCAGGAAGCUAUAGAUAGUGCUUCUUUGUACUGCUGGCAGCACAAGGAUCAAGAUGUGUCGAGUCUUCCAACGAACCCGCCCACAAGUGUUCCUUCGAACAAUCCAAGGACGAGUAUUGACACCUUGAUGGAUCGUCUGGGGGUGCUUGAAUUGAACGAUGACCCAGCUUCGAAGCCAAAGCCUAAUCAGAGACGAUGGACUUAUCAAAAUGGAAUUUAUCAAAAGCGUCGUCCCAAGAAGAAGAGCACAUUCUGCUGUUUUACCAUUUUCGAGGACAGCGAUGAUGAAAAGCCUUUGCCGGCUCAAAGGCCCACAUCUCACGGUCCACAAAAUGGCAUGUCGUCUCAAAGGCCGAAUGAAAAGAUUUCCGUGCCUUCUUCGGCGGGAAAGCCGCACAGUGGACGGAUUUCAUCGGCUCAAGAGGCCCAAUCAACAAAGCCUGGCAAACACCAAGGCUCCUGGAUCCCGUCAACGCUCCCUCCACAAACAGCCUCCACCGUCAGCGCAGAGUUGGAAAAGCCCAUAUCAGACGCAGACGAAGAUGGCUAUAUCUAUAUGUUCUGGGUGACGCCUCCAACCACCACCACAAGUCGAGGAAUCGACGCCUCAACAACAAGAGACAUUGCUUCAUCCCUGCUCCCUCAAACACCAGAAGCCAGCAGGGGUCUCCGCCCACCACCCCAGUCUCGUAGCAUCAGUGAAGCAAUUCGCGCGGCUCAGGAUAUGAACGCACUUACCUCGAACCCCACCUCCACCAAACCGGGCACCCUCAGGCUGAAAAUCGGGCGCACAAGCAACAUUCACCGUCGGAUGGCCGAAUGGACUCGACAGUGCUCGUAUGAUCUGACUCUUAUUCGAUAUUACCCCUAUAAGCAUGCGGACUCGACGUCCUCCUCGCCUGCCAGGGUGCCGCUGUCUCAUGGACAGAGCCAGUCUCUUGCUGGUAUGGUACCAGGGCGAAAGGUCCCGCAUGUGCAUCGGGUCGAGCGCCUGAUUCAUCUUGAGUUGGCGGCUUUACGUAUCACGGACUUGGGUCAGUGUCCUGAGUGUGGAAAAGAGCAUCGGGAGUGGUUUGAGGUUGAGGCUGCGAAGGAGUCGCUGCGUAGUGUUGAUGAAUGUAUUCGACGUUGGAUCUCUUGGGCGGAGUCGCACUGA